Hyposmocoma kahamanoa is the source of this 12077-nucleotide messenger RNA. RefSeq names its product dynein heavy chain 7, axonemal (gene Dhc36C). Gene Ontology annotation, biological process: microtubule-based movement. The record is from RefSeq and is a predicted model, not a curated record. Lineage: Eukaryota; Metazoa; Arthropoda; Insecta; Lepidoptera; Cosmopterigidae. The coding region runs from base 1 to 11967 and encodes 3988 amino acids. Gene Ontology annotation, molecular function: ATP binding; dynein light intermediate chain binding; minus-end-directed microtubule motor activity. Gene Ontology annotation, cellular component: dynein complex. The transcript is spliced from 73 exons.
AUGCAGAAGAAUAAUAACAGCAAGCCUAAUCGAAAAAAAGGGCAAGGUUCGCCUAAUUCUUCUGACAUAAAACUACCUAAAAUACCAAAGAUACAAAUGCCAGAAGAUUUCAAAAUAAAGACAAAGCCGUUGUUCUCUUUGCCCGAAGAGGUUCUAAAAUUGCCUGCACCUACCUCCAGAGCAGCUAAACUGCAAGCUGCAAAACAACAAGCGGCUCCAAGUAAAAGAAGAUCCAGCGUAAUGCAAAGCUACACAGCGAUGCGAAAGGCCAGAGAAGAGUUCAGAAGUAAGAUGAUCAACUUGAUCUGCCGUGACGACCCCGAGGAUGACGCGGAAGAUGGCAUGCCGCCUUCUGGUGAAGAAAAGAACAUCCUACGAUACUACUACUAUUUGAGAUACGGAAUAGAUACUAUUCAUGUUGCUCCGUUGGAUAACAAAAUUAUAUUAAAAGUCCAUAAUUUAAUAUCACCCAACCUCAAAAAAUGGAAGGAGACAUUGUUAACGUGCACAGACGAGAUGCGUGAAGAUUUUAUGAUGAGCAUGAAAAAAGCUAUCGUAGACUUCGUUUUGAAAGAUCCGAACACAGAAGAAGCUAUAGAAGAUGAAGCAGUAUCGCCUUUGAAAACAGAGUUGGCUAUAAUGAAAGAUGACGCGUGGCGGAACCGCUAUGUGAUGUCGAAAAAAUUUCUUACAAAUAACCUUCACACUGUUAAUCCGUGCAUAGCUCAGGUGCUGCAGAUAUGGUGGAAACAGUUCAACGACUUGCGUUUGAUAAGUAUGAAGGACAUAAUGACGACGAAUGAAGCUUACGAGUUGCAAGACUUUUGCUUCAUAUGUAAGAGGCACAUCGAGGCAGCAGGCAACGUCCUGUCGUUGCAGUGGAUACCUACGGUGCAGGCGGUUUUUUUACAGGGGAACAAGAAAAAGCUGAUACCGGAACCGAAGCAAACGCAGAAGAUGAAACACUAUUACAACUGCUUAGAUUGCAUUAUGACUUAUAAUCUUCAAACACUUUGCUUGAAAUCAAUGAAAGAAUUUACAGACUAUAUAAUGGAUGUUGGGGGUCAAAACCAAGGCUUUGUAUUAAAUACAAAUUUUGGACCAGACGGGAUUGCUUUUGAGCCGUCGUUCCAAACGUUCAAAAGCAUGAUCGGCUUGCUGUACGAUUUGUUGAUUGACGCCUGUAGACAGUCUCCUCGGCUAGAAACCUUAUUGUAUCAGGACUUCGUUGUCACUAAAAAGGCGACGUUAAAGCCCGUGAUUGAUAGCGAAUUAGUUGAAAACUAUGCGAAGCAAAUCAGCAGUCUUAUUGAUGAACAGAGAAUUGGACCCGAGUUAAGAAUCCAAGAUUUCGAUGACUACGUUUGUCUCCUAAACGGAACUUCCCAAAAGAUUGUGGAGGACUUUAUUAACGCACGACCAGAGAAAACUUUUGAAGAGUACUGCGAAGAGGCAAUAAAGUAUGUGGAGUUGGCUAAGGAGAUACCUUCAAAAUUGGAAGGAACAAUUAUGAUAGGCAUGUUCCGGAUGCAGCGUGCGGAUUUAAUCACAUCGUUGCGAGGUUCAGCCACGAGGUUGGCGAAUACGCUUCUCCGACGGAUGACGGAAGAUUACCAGAAUGAGAUUAAAGCAAUAUAUGACGAGUAUGCAAUGAUUGCCAACACGCUCUUGACUCCGCCGCCCGACACGGCAGCUCUGAUGGAACUUAUAGCUUACUGCAAGAAAGUAGAAGACGAACUUCUUGCCAUAAUGGAAGACAAGCUCCGCAGUGUUAUGAAAUACAUUGUGUUUUUAGGAGACUAUACGACGUUUUCUCCUCUAGAGCUAAAGGCCAACAACCAGACAUACUUUUGGUAUUUCCGCAUGCCGAGUGUAAUCGAGGAAUGUAAAGCCAUUUGCGACGUCAAGAAAGUUGAAUACCAGGAGCUGCUGAAGGUGAGAAUAGCUAAGUUUAUCGACGACUUGGAUGUCUAUGAACUGCAAUGUAAUGAGCUGCAAUACUGGGGUGAUAUUGAAGAAAUAUCGAAAUAUGUUUCACGUGUUCAUCGCUUAGAUGAAAAAUUAUCGCAAGCCUUGCAAAGAAUCGACCAGUUUAAUGAAGAGGAGACGUCAUUUGGCUAUGAAAUAUCUCAAUAUCCAAAGAGGAAGACGGUCUACGAUAAAAUGGUGCCAUUUAAGAAACUCUUCGAUGCUGCUUAUGACUAUCUUGAAAAGAAUCGUUUGUGGAUGACUUCAAAGGUUGGCUCUUUCGACCCAGAGGAAAUAGAAGGCGACGUUGCUUACUAUUACAAGAUUGUAUAUAAAUUAGAGAAAUCUUUCGCUGAUGUUCCUGAAACUCAUCGUCUGGCUGAAGAUGUGAGAGAACGUAUGGAUGAGUUCAAAACUCAUAUGCCUAUUGUGCAAACUCUUGGCAACCCUGGCAUGAAACCCCGUCACUGGGAUAAAGUUUCCGAUAUUGUUGGUUUUCCAAUACAAGUCGAUGAAGAAUUAUCAUUGCAGAAGGUUAUCGAUUUCCAUUUGGAUGAUUACAUAGAUAAAUUUGAAACUAUCUCUGAGGCUGCUACCAAAGAAAACAAUUUGGAGAAGGCAUUGGACAAGAUGAUGAAGGAAUGGGCAGAUCUUAAAUUCGAGAUUUUACCCUACAAGGAUACAGGAUCAUAUAUUUUGUCGAGUGUGGAUGAAAUUCAGUUAUUAUUGGAUGAUCAUAUUGUUAAGACUCAGACUAUGAAGAAUUCGCCGUACAUUAAACCCUUUGAAGAAACCAUUACCGACUGGGAAGGAAAGUUGGUACUUUUGCAAGAAAUUCUGGACGAGUGGCUGAAGGUUCAGGCAACGUGGAUGUACUUGGAACCAAUCUUUUCAUCUCCGGAUAUUCAACAACAGAUUCCCGAGGAAGGCAGAAGAUUCAGCGCUGUUGAUAAGAUGUGGCGAGAGAUAAUGAAAGCGGCAUUCACUGAACCAAGAGUGCUAGAUGUGAUUACUAUAGAGAAAAUGCUAGAUAGAUUGAAGAAGUCAAAUAACUUGUUGGAGAUGGUCCAGCGGGGACUGAAUGCGUAUUUGGAGAAGAAGCGUCUCUAUUUCCCGAGGUUCUUCUUCUUGUCCAACGACGAGCUGCUUGAGAUCUUGUCGGAGACCAAAGAUCCGACGCGUGUACAGCCUCACUUGAAGAAGUGCUUCGAAGGCAUUGCCAAACUAACGUUCACUGAGGACCUUGUUGUUACGCACAUGAAGUCCUCUGAGGGCGAGGUUGUACCGCUCGUCUUGACAAUUAACACAGCAGCUGCUAGAGGACAGGUGGAGAGGUGGUUGCUGGAACUGGAGAAGUCAAUGAAAAUUUCAGUUCAUGACGCAGUGUCUGCUUCAUAUGACGCCUACUUGGUGCAAAAGAGAGAAUAUUGGGUGCUCGUGUGGCCGGGUCAAGCUGUGCAAUGUAUUGCAAUGACCUUCUGGACGUCAGAAGUCACAGAAGCUAUCCACAUAAACCUAGCUGCUAUGAGGCAGUAUUGGGAUAAAUGUAAUUUCCAAAUCUCGAAGAUCGUCGACUUGGUGCGCGGAGAGCUCAGUUUACAAAACAGAAUCACGCUUGGUGCCCUUGUCGUAUUAGAUGUGCACGCUCGAGAUGUACUUAUGUUACUUAUUGAAUGUAAGGUGCAAUUGGACAAUGACUUCAACUGGUUAUCACAGAUACGCUACUAUUGGGAGGAACAAGAAGAGGACAAGACGUGGCAGAUAGCAACCCGAAUGAUAAAUUCCACACUAAUGUAUGGCUAUGAGUAUCUCGGAAACACAGGUCGGUUGGUGGUGACGCCUCUCACCGAUCGCUGCUUCAGGACGCUCUUCGGGGCGCUGCAUUUAAACUUAGGAGGUGCACCAGAAGGUCCAGCUGGAACGGGUAAGACGGAAACCACUAAGGAUUUGGCUAAAGCCGUCGCGAAACAAUGUGUCGUGUUCAACUGUUCAGAUGGUCUUGAUUACAUUGCCCUUGGAAAGUUCUUCAAGGGUCUUGCAUCUUGUGGUGCGUGGUCAUGCUUCGAUGAAUUUAAUCGAAUCGAUUUGGAGGUGCUUUCUGUGGUGGCACAGCAAAUCCUUUCCAUCCAGCGUGGCAUCAACUCCGGUGCAACGGAACUACUCUUCGAAGGCACAUUGCUCUCGCUAGACAAGAGCUGUGCUGUAUUUAUUACCAUGAACCCAGGUUAUGCUGGAAGAUCGGAAUUACCUGACAACUUAAAGGCACUAUUCCGAUCGGUCGCAAUGAUGGUACCGGACUAUGUAUUGAUCUCCGAGAUAGAAUUGUAUGCGUUCGGUUACCUGAAUGCUAAACCGCUAGCUGUGAAGAUCGUCGCUACAUACAAAUUGUGCUCGGAGCAACUGUCUUCGCAGAGUCAUUACGAUUACGGUAUGCGCGCUGUAAAGUCAGUGUUGCGCGCUGCAGGCGCACUAAAACUGCGUUAUCCAGAUCAAGAUGAAGAAGUCAUCCUACUGCGUUCUAUCAAAGAUGUCAACUUGCCUAAAUUUUUGGAACAUGAUGUGCCCCUAUUUAUGGGUAUUAUAUGUGACUUGUUCCCUGGUUUACCUUUGCCUGAGGCGGGCUUGCCGCACCUAGUUGCAUGCCUAAAAGAAGAAUGCGUUCCUCUUAAUUUACAAUCAAAUGAUUUCUUUGUGGAAAAGGUGCUACAAUUAUAUGAGAUGAUUCUCGUACGACACGGACUCAUGUUGGUCGGAUUCCCUUUCUCGGGGAAGACAAAGUGUUACCAUGCACUCGGUGCUGCAUUAGGCGGAGUAUCGCGAAAAGGAUUGAUGGAGGAGAACCCUGUGGAAUGGACUGUGAUAAAUCCGAAAUCUAUCACGAUGGGUCAGCUGUACGGGCAGUUUGACCCAGUAUCACACGAGUGGUCCGACGGAAUAUUAGCUGUGAGCUAUCGCGCCUUUGCUGUCUCUACAAAUGACAACAGAAAAUGGCUUAUUUUCGACGGCCCGGUAGACGCGAUUUGGAUCGAAAAUCUGAAUACGGUACUUGAUGAUAAUAAAAAACUCUGCUUAAUGAGCGGAGAAAUUAUUCAGUUAGCUCCAACUACUAACUUAGUAUUUGAACCCAUGGAUUUAGAAGCUGCAUCUCCAGCGACGGUAUCACGGUGUGGUAUGAUCUACAUGGAACCGAAAGGUCUUGGUUGGAAGUGUUUGAUGGAAUCGUGGUUGAACACUCUUCCGGCGACAUUGCACAGCGUCAACAAGAGUGUUAUCAGAAAUCUAUUUAACCGCUUCACCUCCCCAUUGCUUUGGCUUGUUGAAUAUUCUGGACAGGUUAAGCAAAUGUACGUAACUUCUCGAAGCAACCUAUUAGCAGCAUGCAUGAAACUAUACGACUGCUUCAUGCAAGAUUUCGAAGAUGAAAAAUAUGUAGAAUCUUUGUCUGAUUUGGAUAUUAGAGCACAAUUAGAAGGCACUUUCUUCUUUUCGGCUAUUUGGUCUAUGGGAGCUACAUUAGAAGCUAGUGGGCGAGCGAAAUUUGAUAUGAUGUUCCGUGGAUUACUAGAUAAGGAGUUUCCAGAAAAAGUCAAGGAAGCGCUAAAGUAUCCUCGUGACGUUGCUAAGCCCGACAAAAACUAUAUUUUUCUUAUUCCAAAAGAGGGUACAGUUUUUGACUACCGGUAUAUUAAAGAGGGUAAAGGUAAAUGGAAGCCCUGGCAGGAUGAUGUAAAUACAGCGCCUCCAAUAAGUCGAGAUACGCCACCAAACCAGAUUCUAGUCACUACAUUGGACAGUGUUCGCUACUUGGCACUUUUCAAGUUACUUGUCCAAAACCAAAAGCCUGUAAUGAUGGUGGGGCCCACUGGGACAGGGAAAUCAUCAUAUAUUGUUGAUUUCUUAGUGAAAAGGGUUGACACAAAAGUGUACAAAGCUUUGGUUAUGGGAUUCUCAGCGCAAACCACUUGUAAUCAGACACAAGACAUUAUUAUGGGCAAACUAGACAAGAGAAGAAAAGGUGUGUUCGGACCACCCGUAGGUUGUUAUUGUGUGGUGUUUGUCGAUGAUGUAAGUAUGCCUCAAGCAGAAACAUACGGCGCACAGCCCCCAAUUGAGGUACUAAGACAAGGUAUCGAUCUUGGCCUCUGGUACGACAGAAAAACUAACGUUGCUAUGCAUCUCAUUGACGUGCAGUUUAUGUGUGCCAUGGGCAAGCCGACGCCAGGUGCAAAGUUAGUGACUCCACGAUUUUCAAGGCAUUUCUCCUUCCUUUGUAUUGACGAGUUUGACGAAGACACACUUAGGGUCAUAUUCUGUAAGAUUAUGCUGUGGCAUCUGGACACGAGAGGUUUUUCAAAAGAGUUCGACCCGUGUAUUGAAGAAAUAGUCAGUGGAACGUUAGAAGUCUAUCAACAAUGUCGACUAAAUUUACUUCCAACACCAUCAAAGUCACACUAUACGUUCAAUCUACGGGAUUUCUCAAGAGUUAUACUGGGUGUUCUCCUGUCGGUACCCGAAGUGACUCCAGAUCUGCAGUCAAUAAAGAGGUUAUGGAUUCACGAGUGUUUGCGUAUUUUCUCCGACCGUUUAGUAGAAGAAGCGGAUCGUGUGUGGCUAGUAAAUUGUUUACGCGAUGCUACCGCGAAGUGCCUGAACGAUAAUUUUGAUUCUAUGUUGUCGCGGCUUACCGAAGGUUCUGAAGAUAAAACGAUUACUGAUCAGCAUUUGCGAAAUCUCAUAUACUGCGACUUUGCAAAUCCAAAAGUUGACACAAGAUUCUACAUGGAGACUAUUAACAUGGAACAUUUGAACUCUACAGUGGAAGCUUUUCUUGUGGAAUUCAACAAUAUGUCCAAAAAGCCGAUGAAUCUUGUGUUGUUCAGAUUUGCCAUCGAACACGUAUCUCGAAUUUGCCGUGUUCUGGCGCAACCGAGUUCUCACGCCUUACUCGUGGGUCUCGGUGGUUCUGGCAGACAGUCACUCACUAGACUAGCCGCGCAUAUCAACGAAUAUGAUCUCUUUCAGGUUGAAAUGAGCCGAACUUACGGUAAGAAUGAAUGGCGAGAAGAUUUGAAAACUCUGCUAAAGAAAACAAGCACCCCGGACUUACACAUGGUUUUCUUGUUUAUUGAAUCACAGAUUAAAGAAGAAGGAUUCUUGGAAGACGUCAACAAUAUGUUAAAUUCAGGAGAGGUACCCAACAUUUUUGGUGCUGAUGAAAAGGCAGAGCUUUGCGAGAAAAUGCGUGUGGUGGACCGUCAACGCGACAAAUCCUUACAAACGGACGGCAGUCCCACUGCGCUAUACGCUUAUUUCGUGUCUAUCGUUCGCGACCAGCUACACAUAGUGCUAGCCAUGUCUCCAGCCGGUACUUCUCUGCGUACGCGCAUCCGCAAGUUCCCAUCGCUUGUCAAUUGCUGCACCAUCGAUUGGUUCCAGGAAUGGCCCCCAGACGCUUUAUUGGCCGUGGCCACACGGUUCCUCAAAGAUAUCGAAUUGACGGAUCUAGAACGAGAAGCAGCGAUCUUCCUAUGCCAAGUAUUCCAUACCGACACCCAAGAGUUAACAAGGAAAUUUUUGCUUCGCGUCAAAAGAUAUAAUUACGUAACUCCAACAGCAUAUCUUGGACUCAUCAGUAUGUUCAAAGCUUUAUUGUCUAAAAAGCGAAAUGAGCUGCUAUCAGGCGAGAAGAGGUAUUUAACAGGAUUAGAUCAGCUAGCCAUAGCGGCUAAGUCUGUAGCAGCGCUGCAAGAAGCAUUGGUUCUCCUUCAGCCGAAGCUAGCCGCUGGAGCCGCAGCUGUAGCGGAAACUACGGCUAAAGUGGAAAAAGAGAAAGAAGGGGUUGCCUUGAUUGAAGCCGACGUGUUGGUGGACCAGGCGGCUGCUGAGGAGCAGGCAGGAGAAGCCCAAGCUAUCAAAGAUGAAUGCGAUGCCGACCUAGCAGAGGCAAUGCCAAUUCUUAAUUCUGCCUUAGCGGCUCUAGAUACUCUGACGCCUCAGGAUAUCACCUUUAUCAAAACCAUGAAGAGUCCUCCAAGGGGCAUUAAGCUUGUCAUGGAGGCUGUUUGUAUUCUGAAGGAAAUGAAACCUGACAAAGUUCCAAAUCCAUCCGGCGUGGGAACAAUAGAAGACUAUUGGGGUCCAUCAAAAAAGUUGCUCAACGAUAUCAAGUUCCUGGAAGGCCUUCAGAAUUACGACAAAGAUAAUAUUCCUCCGCCUGUGAUGAAGAAACUGAUGACAACUGUUAUGCAAGACGAAGCAUUUGUGCCGGAGAAGAUGCGAGUUGUCUCCAUCGCUGCUGAAGGCAUGUGUAAGUGGGUAAUUGCGAUGACAAAGUACGAUAAGGUGGCCAAAGUGGUGGCACCUAAGAAGCAAAAGUUAGCUGCAGCGCAAGCUGUCUACGACAAGGCCAUGGCUGCUCUCGCCGUCAAACAAGCUCAACUCGCUGAGAUUCAAGCAAAAUUAGGGAAACUCGAAGCAGCUCUUGCGGAACAAAAUAGGCAACAAAAGUUGCUCGACGAUGAAGUAAUGGACUGCAGCAAUAAACUAAUGCGAGCAAAGAUGUUGAUCACAGGUCUGGGCGGGGAGAAAACUCGAUGGACUCAAAUUGCUAAGACCUUGAGAGAAACUUACAAUACCCUCACAGGUGAUAUUCUAAUUGCAGCUGGUAUUAUUGCGUAUCUUGGACCAUUUACAUCGGCAUUCAGAAUUGAACAAGUAAAGUCAUGGGCGCAAGCUACGCACGAUCAGGGUGUGGUGUGUACGCUCAAUUUCAGUUUAACAAAGUCACUGGGUGACGCUGUCGCCAUUCAACAAUGGAACAUUGACGGCUUACCAGCCGACGACUUCAGUGUGGAAAGUGCCAUUAUUAUCAUGAAUUCCAAAAGAUGGCCACUAAUGAUUGAUCCCCAAGGCCAAGCGAAUCGCUGGAUUAAAAACACGGAGAAGCCAAACAACUUAAUGGUCUGUCGCAUGACUCAGGCUGAUCUGGGGCGUGUGCUUGAAAACGCUGUACAGUUCGGACAACCGGUGCUUCUUGAGAAUGUGCUGGAAGAGUUAGAUCCCAUGUUAGAACCUUUACUUCAACAACAAACGUUCCGUCAAGGAGGUGCGCUAUGCAUCAAGAUUGGCGACUCUGUGGUGGAAUAUAGCAAAGACUUCAAAUUAUAUAUAAGCACAAAGCUAGCUAACCCGCAUUAUCUGCCAGAGGUUAGUGUUCGAGUAACCUUGGUGAACUUUAUGCUUGCAAAAGAUGGUUUGCAAGCUCAGUUACUGGCACGUGUAGUUGCCCGCGAGCGUCCAGAUUUGCAGCAAGCUAAGUCAGAGUUGACUACACAAGGUGCGGAGCACAGGCGGCUGUUGCAGGAAAUUGAAAAGAAGAUACUUACUGUACUAUCUACAUCAGAACAUUUAUUGGAAGACGAAGAAGCAGUACAGAUUCUUAAUUCUGCAAAAGAUACAGCCAAUGAGAUUAAAGAAAAGCAAAUAGUGGCUGUGGAGACUGAAAAGGCUAUAGAUCUGGCUCGUGAUAACUAUGUGCCCAUAGCGGAACAUUCUACUAAUUUGUUCUUUCUUAUCGCUUCCAUGGCGCAAAUUGAUCCUAUGUACCAGUACUCAUUGGCUUGGUUUGAAGGUCUGUUCACGGCUUCCAUUGACAAUACUGAGAAAGUAGAUGAAAUUUCGGAGAGGCUCGAGAUAUUACGUGCUUACUUCACUUUCUCGCUUUACAACAAUAUCUGUCGCAGUUUGUUUGAGAAGGACAAAAUGGUAUUCUCGUUGUUACUAACGGUGACAAUACUGGUGAACGAGGGUAAAUUGGAUCAGAACAACGUGAUGUUCCUUUUUGGCGGCGGCCAAUCACGUCACGUGCCUCCGAAUCCAGUUUCCUUCCUAAGUCCACAGGCUUGGUCUGAGUUUUGCGCAUUAAACGAGAUUCCUGUGUUCCAAGGCAUAUUAGAUCAUUUCACAGCCAAUACACCACAAUGGGAAGCAUACUGUGACUCCGUUUCCCCACAAACCGAACCUCUUCCGGGUCAAUGGGAUAAUCUGCCAUUGCUUGAGAAAUUAUGUGUGCUACGCUGUAUGCGAUUGGACAUGAUGGUCCCGGCUGUCCAGAACUUCAUUGAAGCGAUGUUGGGCCGUAAAUUCACUGAACCUCCGUUGUUUGAUUUGGCUUCGUCGUACUCGGAAUCCAAUUGUUGCAUUCCCCUGCUCUUUGUGUUGACUCCAGGCUCUGAUCCUAUGGGAACAUUGCUUAAAUUUGCUGAUGAUCAGGGUUUCGGCUCGUCACGAUUAUUCUCAUUAUCUUUGGGUCAAGGCCAAGGUCCAAUAGCGGUGAAACUAAUCGAUGAAGGCAUCCGCAGUGGCACUUGGGUAGUUCUGCAAAAUUGCCACUUGGCCAAAAGUUGGAUGCCUAUGCUUGAAAAGAUUUGUGAAGGCCUGUUGCCUGAUUCUACUCAUCCAGACUUCAGGCUUUGGUUGACAUCGUACCCAGCUGAGCACUUCCCAGUGUACGUACUACAGAAUGGAGUAAAGAUGACAAAUGAACCACCGCAAGGUUUGCGAGCAAACAUUGCGCGAUCAUAUAACAGUGAUCCGUUGAACGAUCCUGAAUGGUUCGAAGGCAACAAGCAAUCGGAAAACUUUAAGAAAUUGUUGUUUGCUUUAUGUUUCUUCCAUGCUGUGGUACAGGAGCGGCGGCAGUUUGGUCCGCUCGGAUGGAAUAUACGAUAUGAGUUCAAUGAGACAGACUUACGGAUUAGUGUAACGCAGCUUUACAUGUUUCUGAAUGAAUACGACGACGUGCAAUUUGUAGCUCUGCGGUAUUUAACGGGCGAAUGCAACUAUGGCGGCCGGGUCACUGACGAUUGGGAUCGCCGCUGCCUCAAUACCAUUCUCUUUAAAUUUUACAACCCCAAGGCUCUCACUGAGAAAAAUUACCCGCUAGAUCCCACAGGUAUAUACCACAUUCCAACGUUAAAAGAGCACUCUGACUUUAUUAACUUCGCGCGGUCUCUGCCGGUGCAGACUCCGCCAGCCGUUUUCGGCUUCCACCCCAACGCUGACAUCACCAAACACUUCAGGGAAUCGGAAGAGCUACUUAAUACUGCCAUAUUGACACAGGAUAUGAUGGCCUCUGGAGGAGUUGGAGCUACGCCGGAGGAACAAGCGAUGAUGAUUGCCGAAGACAUUCUUAAGCGACUUCCUGCAAAGAUCCUGUCGGGACCUUCACAUGAAGGCGACAUUAAGCCGGCGGAUAUGACGCCAAUGUCCAUCGUUGUCAUUCAGGAGGCAGCGAGAUACGAAAAGCUUGUGACAGUCAUUAGGUCAAGUUCUAGAGCUGUCAUUGGAGCAGUGCAAGGUGUCAGUGUAUUGACGGACGUAACGGAAGAAGUUUUAAACAGUAUGGUGCGAGGGCGUAUUCCAGCUUUAUGGGCGGGCAAAAGUUAUCCGUCAUUGAAACCGCUAGCUGCCUAUUACAAUGACCUCUUGGCGAGACUGUUGUUUUUACAAACGUGGCAUGCAGGAGGUCCACCCAUAGUAUUUUGGCUGUCAGGAUUCUACUUCCCACAGGCUUUCUUGACGGCUGCGCAACAGAGUUACGCUCGAAAGUAUAAGAUACCCAUUGAUCAGCUCGCAUUCCACUUUGAGGUGAAACGUGAACCAGACUUUGAAGAGCGUCCCGACGAAGGAGUCUAUAUUAACGGGUUGUUUUUGGAGGGCGCCCGAUGGAACAUGGAAAAAUACUAUAUCGACGAGUCCAUCCCCAAAGUUUUAUACGACACGUUCCCCAUUGUGUGGUUGAUUCCGUUGAAAAGAGAAGACAUACCUACAGACAUAUUCUAUAAUUGUCCACUGUACAAGACAGGUGACAGACGCGGAGUGCUAUCCACUACUGGUCACUCUACUAACUAUAUUCUUUUCAUGAGGCUUCCCACCAAGGAAGACCCGGACCAUUGGAUCAUGCGGGGAGUGGCUUUGCUAACACAACUGCCUUUCUAAAAUAUCUUUCACACUUCAUUAUCAGAUAUAAAGUACUUAUUAUCUAUGUAACAAGAAAAUAAAUUCCGACAUAAAUACGAUGAAAACGUAUAGAUAUCCGAUGCAACUAA